CGGCAUUUCCGGGACGGGCGGGUUCUAGUCGCUCUAAGAGACAGCGCUACUCUCACUGGCCUCGAAGGUGCUCGUUCUGCGCGCGCGGCUCGAGCAGAGUUGACUAUAUAUGGUCAAAGCCAGGGGGAGAGAAGGAAAAGCGGUGCGAGCGGGCGCUUCCUGGUUUGUGCAGUUGGGAGUCGACGUCGCUGCUGCUGCGGCGGGAGGGGAUUUGUAACCCUGUCUGUUGGAUUGUUUCCUCCCCACCUCCCUCUCCACUCCACGGCAGUCCCUUUCGCAGGACGAAUAGCUCAGCAGCAGCAGCAGCAGUAGUAGUAACAAGUGGAGGUGAAGAUGCCUUAUGAGCUGAAAAAAGUGUUUGCCAGCCUCCCACAGGUUGAAAGAGGUGUAUCCAAAAUAAUUGGGGGAGACCCAAAGGGCAACAACUUUCUCUAUACAAACGGGAAAUGCGUCAUCAUUCGAAAUAUUGAUAAUCCAGCAAUUGCCGACAUCUACACUGAACAUGCCCAUCAAGUUGUGGUUGCCAAAUAUGCUCCCAGUGGCUUCUACAUUGCAUCUGGAGAUGUCUCUGGAAAACUUAGAAUCUGGGAUACCACACAGAAGGAACAUCUAUUGAAGUAUGAAUAUCAGCCAUUUGCAGGAAGAAUAAAAGACAUCGCAUGGACUGAAGACAGCAAGAGGCUUGCUGCUGUUGGGGAAGGAAGGGAGAAAUUUGGAGCAGUGUUUCUGUGGGAUACUGGUUCUUCAGUAGGCGAGAUCACUGGCCAUAACAAAGUGAUUAAUAGUGUGGAUAUUAAACAGACAAGACCCUACCGCCUAGCAACCGGCAGUGAUGAUAAUUGUGCUGCUUUCUUUGAGGGACCACCAUUCAAAUUCAAGUUUACAAUAAGCGACCAUGGCCGUUUUGUCAACUGUGUUCGUUUUUCUCCUGAUGGAAAUAGGUUUGCUACAGCCAGUGCAGAUGGCCAGAUUCUUAUUUAUGAUGGGAAAACUGGAGAGAAAGUUGGUUGUCUAGGUGGAAACAAGGCUCAUGAUGGGGGCAUUUAUGCAAUUAGUUGGAGUCCAGAUGGCAGUCACUUACUUUCUGCUUCUGGAGAUAAAACGGCGAAGAUUUGGGACGUUGGUGCCAAUAGCAUAGUGAAUACAUUUAACAUGGGAUCAGAUGUUCUGGAUCAACAGUUGGGCUGCCUGUGGCAAAAGGACCACUUGUUGACUCUUUCUCUUUCUGGCUACAUCAACUAUCUGGAUAAGAACAACCCAGAUAAACCCCUUCGCGUGAUAAAGGGUCACAGUAAAUCAAUACAGUGUCUUACAGUGCAUAAAAACGGGGGGAAAUCCUAUAUCUACUCUGGGAGCCAUGAUGGGCAUAUUAAUAUCUGGGAUUCUGAGACUGGGGAAAACGAUAGCUUUUCUGGGAAAGGGCACACAAACCAGGUUUCACGAAUGGCUGUGGAUGAAUCGGAGCAGCUGGUCAGCUGUAGCAUGGAUGAUACUGUACGUUACACCAGUCUUAGCAAAAAAGACUACAGUGGCCAAGAUGUUGUAAAAAUGGAUAUUCAGCCAAAAUGUUUAGCAGUUGGACCAGGUGGUUAUGCCGUGAUCAUAUGCAUUGGAGCGAUUGUCUUGAUGAAGGAUAAGAAAAAGUGCUUUACAAUUGAUGAUCCUGGUUUUGAACCAGAAGUUGUAGCAGUUCAUCCAGGAGGUGGUAUGGCAGCCAUUGGAAGCACAGAUGGAAAAGUAUACCUGUAUGCAAUCCAGGGAACGUCUUUAAAAAGAGAUGAAAAGACUUUGGAAGCAAAAGGUCCUGUGACUGACCUGGCCUACUCUCAUGACGGUGCCUUCCUUGCUGUGACAGAUGCAAGCAAGGCUGUCACUGUGUUUAGUGUUGCUGAUGGCUAUGCGGAACACAAUAUAUUCUAUGGACACCAUGCAAAAAUUGUUUGCAUUGCCUGGUCACCAGACAAUGAACACUUUGCUUCUGGGGGCAUGGACAUGAUGGUGUAUGUUUGGACACUGAGUGACCCAGAGACCAGAGUCAAGCUACCAGAUGCCCACAGAUUACAUCAUGUGAGCAGCUUGGCAUGGCUGGAUGAACAUACCUUGGUAACGACAUCACACGACGCAUCUGUCAAAGAGUGGUCUAUUUCCUACAAAUGAAAUGCCUUCAAUUGGGAGAACCUCAUCAGGGACUAGAACUACUGGAGUGAACAAUAGCAUUUCUCUUUCUUAAUCAACGAAUAAAUCUGUAAUGACCUCUGGGGUCUUAUAGCGCAUUCUCAUAUCUUUGCAGAGGUGUUCAUAUCUGUAACUAAACGACCUUUGAAAAGCUUUAGUCAGUAACGUUUUGCACAUGAGAAGCACUUAAAUUAUGUCUGGAGCUUGCAAAACCUUUUGUGUGCUGAACAUUCCAGAGUCUGCAUCCUAGCAGGUCGGUAUAGAAGAAGUAAAACUGAUUUGGCUUCUCUUUAAUCUCUCUCUCUCUUUCUCUAGCACACACUUACAUACACUCUUGCACGUGGUAUUGUACAGCAUGAGAGAAUUCUCAUUUUUUCUAAUUGCAGAACAUUUCUGUACUAACAGUCAUAGUAAGAAUACUAGUUGUGAUCCAAAAAUGAAUCAAGUGGUGUGCAGCUACUGUAUAUUAUUACUUUGCUUGUCUGUAAUGCACCAAACCGUUGGCUUGGAUUUCCUUCACCAGAUAAUGAAAUGGGGUACAUCCAUAAUAAUAAACUUUUUCUGUAUUUCCUGUCCAGAUUUGUGGUUAUUUUUAAGAUAGAAAUGUGGGGUUUUGAUGUACUUUGCUGUUCUUCAGAAUUUAAAGUUUACAGAGAAAUGUUACGGCAUUUUUUCCAGAUAUACCUUUGUUAUCUUUUUGAACAAAUGAGAAUAUUUGAUCAUGGUUAUGCUGUCAGGAAAAGGCUGCUUCUAAUCUGCUUUAAAUACCUGUUUCCUAAGGAGAAAUAUGUUGAUGUAAGAAUUUGCAGUAAUUAUAAAAACGCCUUUUUUCAGUACAGAAAUUAAAGUAAAAUUAAGCAUUA
This is a messenger RNA of Hemicordylus capensis (graceful crag lizard), 3038 nucleotides long. RefSeq names its product WD repeat domain 1 (gene WDR1). Gene Ontology annotation, cellular component: cortical actin cytoskeleton. Lineage: Eukaryota; Metazoa; Chordata; Lepidosauria; Squamata; Cordylidae. Gene Ontology annotation, biological process: actin filament depolymerization; locomotion; sarcomere organization. Gene Ontology annotation, molecular function: actin filament binding. The record is from RefSeq and is a predicted model, not a curated record. The transcript has 15 exons. The coding region runs from base 334 to 2157 and encodes 607 amino acids.